AUGGUUGCUCCUACCCUUCUCGGUGGCCUCGUCGCCGCCGCCUUGGUUCCCCUCACCCACGCCGCAGAUGCAGCUGCUAUCAAGCGCCCGGACAUCAAGGUCGGGCCUUUCAAUCCCGGCCGUGUCUACAUGGCUUCCCCCGCGAGGAAGAAGACAUGUGCCGUGAAGCCCGUCGGUGGAGGCGGAGAUGACAGUGCCAACAUCCUGCAGGCCUUCAAGGACUGCAAUAACGGUGGCACUGUUGUCCUGGACCAGACCUAUAACGUCUGCUCUCCUCUGGAUCUCACUUUCCUCAACGGUGUCGAUGUUGCCAUUGUCGGUACCGUCGGAUUUUGCGAUGACAUUGACCACUGGCUUCCGCGGACGUUCAAGUACGCCUUCCAGGGCUCAUCGUCGAUGUGGAAGUUCGGAGGCAAGGAUGUCAACAUCUACGGAAACGGCAUCGGCACACUUCAAGGUAAUGGCCAGAAAUGGUAUGACCGAUUUGCGUCCAACGCCACCCUUGAGAGGCCCAUCCUGUUUGUCGCAGAUGGCCUCAAAGGUGGUUCCAUCACCGGUCUGAAGAUGGUCAAUUCGCCAAUGUGGUUCAACCUCAUUGCCAAUAGCACCGACGUGCUCAUCUCUAAUAUUGAUAUCAAGGUGGGCUCGACUUCGAGCAACCCGGCCAAAAACACAGACGGCUGGGAUACCUACCGUAGUGACGGAGUUGUUAUCCAAAACUCACACAUUGCAAACGGCGAUGACUGUGUUUCCUUCAAGCCCAACUCGACCAACAUUGUGAUUCAGGGGCUUGUUUGCGACGGCUCCCACGGUAUUUCUGUCGGUUCCCUCGGCCAAUAUGUCGGUACCUUUGACAUUGUCGAGAACCUUUACAUCUAUAACACCACCAUGUCCAAUGCCUCGGACGGUGCUCGCAUCAAAGUCUGGCCAGGCAUCGACACCCCCUUCCAGCCUUCCCUUUCCGGAGGCGGUGGUUCUGGAUACGUCAAGAACGUGACUUACGACACCUUCCAUCACUCUAACAACGACAACGCUAUUACUAUUGACCAGUGCUACGGCCAGAAGAACCAGACGCUCUGCAACCAGUAUCCCUCCAACAUGACCAUCAGCGAUAUUUACUUCAAGAACAUGGAUGGCACUGCUUCUAAGAAGUACGACCCGCGGGUUGGAACCCUUGUGUGCAGUAGCAAGGAGAAAUGUCUUAACAUCAACGCUAAGAACAUCAAUGUCAAGACGCCGAGCGGCAAGACGGCUCAGUGGCUGUGCACCAACCUCAACAAUGGUCUCCUUGACAUCAACUGCGUGGAUAAGGUAACUAAGAGCUGA
This is a messenger RNA of Colletotrichum truncatum, 1326 nucleotides long. RefSeq names its product exopolygalacturonase. Gene Ontology annotation, biological process: carbohydrate metabolic process. Gene Ontology annotation, molecular function: polygalacturonase activity. The record is from RefSeq and is a predicted model, not a curated record. NCBI's taxonomy places the organism in Eukaryota, Fungi, Ascomycota, Sordariomycetes, Glomerellales, Glomerellaceae.